GUCUGGGUCGUUCAUUAGGUACCGAUGCUAUGAGCGCCUCGCCAAUCGGAAGAGACUCCAGGAGUCAUCGUGUCCGAGCACCACCGGCAAUUCUUCCUGGAGAUAUUAGCAGCGCAAGAGGACCAACAGGAGGAGGAGCACCUGGACCAUGCAGACUUGACCGAGCGCCUGGCGAAAAAAGGCCCUGCUAUAUUGAUGCACUACAAAAGCGACAACAAGAUCAACAAAACCUCCCAGGAGGAUUCCUAGCUCCUUCUAGUUUUGAUUGUAAGAGUGACGUUGAAGUCGAAAUAAACAGAGAACCAGGACAUCAACAGCAAGUAUUUUUAAGGGAACCGAGAGAGCAUCCACCUCAGGGCAG
This is a messenger RNA of Amoebophrya sp. A25, 361 nucleotides long. NCBI's taxonomy places the organism in Eukaryota, Dinophyceae, Syndiniales, Amoebophryaceae. The record is from the annotation of a GenBank genome assembly.